This is a messenger RNA of Lingula anatina, 981 nucleotides long. RefSeq names its product serrate RNA effector molecule homolog. NCBI's taxonomy places the organism in Eukaryota, Metazoa, Brachiopoda, Lingulata, Lingulida, Lingulidae. Gene Ontology annotation, biological process: mRNA processing; primary miRNA processing. Gene Ontology annotation, molecular function: nucleic acid binding. The record is from RefSeq and is a predicted model, not a curated record. Gene Ontology annotation, cellular component: nuclear body.
AACCUUAACAAUUGUCACAGAGGUGGAAAAAUUUGUGAACGCCAACACUCAGGAGCUUGGAAAGGACAAGUGGUUAUGUCCAUUGAGUGGGAAGAAAUUUAAAGGCCCCGAAUUUGUACGGAAACAUAUCCUAAACAAACAUGGGGAGAAGAUUGAUGAAGUAAAACAAGAGGUUGCAUUCUUCAACAACUAUCUUCUGGACACCAAGCGUCCCCAGCUACCGGAACAUCCCGCCAAUCGUCAGGGUGGCAUGCCGAUGCCCCCAGGGCGUGACAACUACAACAUGCCACCAGGGGGCGGGUACGGGCCACCUCAGCAGGGGGUCAUGGCCUACAAUCAACCCAGACCACCCAUGAUGGGAUACCAAGGUAAAGGACGUGAUCGAGGUCCCCCGCCUCAGUAUCAGUCCCCUAACUAUGGAGGCAGGAGAGAGGAGCCUUACAGACAGGAUCCCUACAGGAGACCUCAGUUAUCAGCAAGGUCAAGACUGGGAGAUAGACCUCAGGGGCGCAGCAACUAUUCUAGACCCAAUGAUCGACAAGUGGGACUGUCAAGAUCCAGAGAAUCCAGGAGUAUCAUAGAGUACAGAGACUUGGAUGCCCCUGAUGAUGUUGACAUCUUUUAGUUGAAUAGACUAUAGGUGGCAGCAGCAGACCGAGUAUUGAAUUUGGAGACCAAGAAAAGCCGAAAGUUAAUACUUCUAUGUCUUCUCAGGCACAGAAAAAAACUGGAGUAUUACAGUUUGUAGUAUGUGAGAGCUUUGAUGAUUUUGAGGUUGUUGUUGUUGUACUAGGAAGUUGAACUAAACUUUCGAAAGGAGGAUUAGAGUGGAUGGAACUCUUCAUUUUCUUGGAUUUUAAGAGUACAUCAGUAGAAAUACAAACAAGAAGUCAAGUAGUCACUUAAAUGUUAUAUUUUUUGUAUGUAAGAAGUGAAUAUUAAGGGGGUUUAUUAUGACCCUAGUGCAUGCUCUCCCCCCCC